GAUUUGCGUGAGUUAAAUGUGACCCGUGGUGAAUCGCUGGAGGCCUUGCAAGCUACUCAAGCUCGUUUAUUUGAAGCUCGAGGCAGGGAGGCGAUCCAGAACGACAUGGAGCAGUGUUUUCAAUUUUGGUUUACAGAAGGUUCGACCGAGAAGCCGUUGCCUGCCAAACUUCAACGGUUUGCAGCGGAAGGCACGGGUUCUGAAUUGGUUUCGGCAGAGCGUUUGCUGAUGGAAGACUUUUGGCUUGUGGAAAAGGUGGCCCAGCAGCCUGGAGUGGAAUGGCUACAGGACUUGGGGCUGGUGUUGCGCUUGGACUAUGGUAGUCGACCUACCGGGACCAGUGGUUUGGCGACGUCAACAAGCUGGGCUGGCUUGCGAUCCCUUGGCAACACAUGCUAUGUGAACAGCCUUGUACAAUGCUUUCGUGCCUGUGGUCCUUUACGCAAAGAUAUUGGCAGCGCCGAAGAUGAGAAGGGUUCGCUUGGAAAGCUGCUCAGCUCCUUACUGCAUCGAUUGGCGGAGAAUCGCUGGGAUUUUCUCGCUCCUUUUGAACUUGUAUCUGAGCUGCACCGUGCAGAGCCUAUAAAAUUUCAAGUGGGAGAGGCAGCGUAUUCAGAUGUGUCUGAGUGUUGCGCAACAUUGCUCCGUACCUGUGUGACUGAUCAAAAUCUGAUUUUGGCAAAUCAAGCACAUCCAGAGCAAGGUGGCGUGCAGCAGGAUGUUGGUCGCGGCACCUCUGGACAGCAGUGGGAUCAUGUCUUUCAACAAAGUGGUCUUCUCGGUUCUGCAGUUGUGUUUCACAAUGGAGAUGCCACAAACGCACUGGAAUCGUUGCUCCCUCGCAAACUCAAUGACGCUUUGGCCGUGACUUUCUGCACUGAUCUGCCCAGUCAAGGCCAGGAAGCAGGCCGAGAAGCUGUUCGGAAAAUCGCGCCAUUGCAGUUACAUCGAGAACUUUUCGUGCAACAAGCAGAGGCAUUGAAAACGACCAACCCUGUCUAUGCUGCUGGAGUGGCUGAGAUCAACCAGGAAAUCUUGACGGAAUGGCUGGCAGGAGAAGAUAGCGCUGUGCCACCUGUAGUUUUGGAUUGCGUAGUGACGGUGCCCGUGGGACAACAAGGACCUGGAGAGAUGAAACAGCAAGGGCCUGCAGAGGCCACAGAGGGUCGCCAAGAGUCUCGCGAUGGUUUCGAGCAGACCACAGUCUUUGCGAUGGAGCCGCAAGUCUCCGACUACAAUGAAUCUCAAAAUGAGGUGGCGACUCGCGUCGCCACUUUGUUGUCCAAGCUGGAGGAACUUGAACAGGCGGGCGCUCGCUCUGUGGCCUUGGAGAUGGAGUCGCUGGUGGAGGAGGAGACCACUUUGAUAGACUACAUUGGCCGCAAGCGCAUUCUGGACUUGUGCAAAGAAGUGCACGAAUCCUGUCAGAAGUUAUCAGGCGCUGAGUGCCGCAGAAAAUUGGAGGGAGAGUUGCGAGAUGCUGUUAUGGGAAAAUCGAGAUGGGCGCAGUCAGCUGCAGAAGAUCAGCGUGCGGUUCAUCAUUUGUUUGUGGCACGAGCCAAGAAACCUCUGUCUUUGUGGGAUUGGAAAAUUUGGAGCAUGGCGAAGCCACGUCUUUGGCGAUAUGGAGAUGCUUCGAACCUUUAUGAUCGAGAAGUGCCACUAGCCACAGCUGAAUGGGCGGAGCUGCAAUACACCUUGCCGCAUGAAGACGAAUAUCAAGCUCCGGUCCAGAAUCGCUUCACGGGUGAUUGGGUUUCUUUGCAUAUGAUGUCUACAGUGUGUCGUUUGACCGAUCAGCGUGCUGCUUCGUAUCAAUUUCUGAAAAAUGGUGGCAUGACCUUUGCGAAAAGUGUCUCCACUUUGUCUGCACAGGAUUUGGCGUUGGCAGCUAGACUCACGAGCGACAAUGCAGGCAGCGUGGAACAAAUGCUUCAGAAGACAGAUGUGCCGCAAGCUGUGAAAGAUGCACUGCAAGCCAUGCACAAUGCCUCGGCCAACGUGAUUGGCACGGACGGUCACCGCAGAAUGUGCCGUCACGAAGGUGUCGCAUAUAUGGAAACUUUUGGACCGCCCUUGAUUUUUGUGACGCCGAACUUGGCCGACACGCAGCAUGCUUUGUUACUGAUUGUUCAGGGUGAAAAGCUUGAUUUGGGUUGCAUCGAUGAAAGUCUGCAAGAUGAUCUGCCCAAGUACCGCGAUAUGCUUCAAACUUUGGAGUGUCGGAGACAGACGGCAAGACUGUACACUCAAAAAUGGUGCACGGAUGGUGCAGCCGCUGCAACUACAAGUGCCGGUAUGUCGGGCCCCGUCUUGGCUUUUCGCGGAGAGAUUGAAGCACAGGGGCGGGGAUCUUUGCAUCCUCACAUUCUGGUUUGGUUGGUAUGCAAUCACUUGCAAAUUCUGAGUGACUUGGCUUCCUUGUUGAAGCACAAGCCGGAGGAAUUACAGCUCCGCAUGAAGCAGUUUAUGCAUAUCUCGGUUGCAAGUUUCGAGAGUAUCUCGCAUGCGUCUGUUCAAGCCGCUCCACGAAUGCUGGGAUGUUUGGAUCUCGGCCCCGAGCUCGGCGUCAGCAAGGUGGCGCGUGAUCUUUGCAAAUUUGAUGGAGGCGCGGAUUUAGAUUUGCUUCGUGAACGACCAGAAAGGACUCCAGAGCAGCAAGAGUAUUUGGAGACGGCGGCUGAAGAAGAUUGGCGUCGGCCUUUGGUGCCUUUGGAACAGCGAGACCACAAAGAUCAGAAAGGCACAUCGAUCUAUGCUACACCCAUCAAUCGCUUGCCGGUGGCACACACGCCACAGUAUAGCAGCUCUGACAUGCAAACAGAAGAGGCACCACCUGAGGAGACUCUAUCUUUGUUGCGACAAAUCCGAGUGGGCAUCAACGAAGCUUUCUGCGAUGGUGUCAACAGCGGCUUCUAUGUGAACUCCUACACGACAAAGCCUGGACCCGCAUUGGCUGGUAUGCUAGAAGAGCUACGAAAAGGCAUCGAACGCUUGGAGGCCGAGAGACACAUGCGAGAACAAGAAAGGUCGGCAGCAGAAAAGCGAGCUCGAGAUGCCGGCGACCAUGUACCAGGCCGCAGAGGCGUUAUGUUCGCCGAAACCUUGAAGACUUUGAUGCGCUUGAGCUCUUCCUACCGCAGGUGUCACUGGAAAAGCGCUUCAGAGAUUCUCUUCCCCAUCUUAUAUCAGCACCUCACCUUCGCGUCCCAUCGGACCUGGAAGUCGUACACGAAAAAAGCCAUAUUUUUUUGUUUCGAGGCUUGGCGCCGUCGCUAUGGCGACUCCGUUCUUCGGGCGCAAGCCUCUGCAUCCACUGCUGCUGAAACCGAACCACUUCUGUUUCGUCGUGAAGGCUUGGAUGACGUGGUCUUACAAGGGUGGCGCAAAGUGGCGCGCGAAGAUGAGCUGUUGCGAGAAAUCCAGUAUGUUUAUAUUGGGCCACAAGGACAGCAAUGCGCAGAUUUGUAUACUGCGUAUGAAGAGUAUCAAGGCGCCCACUUGAGCAAAAGACGCCCUGAGCACAAGCUGACUAUCAUGCAAGAGUUGCUCACGUUGCAUGCAGUGCAGGAAAAGGUGCUGCCGACGGACAUGUCCAGCGACUGA
Messenger RNA from Durusdinium trenchii, 3606 nucleotides. The record is from the annotation of a GenBank genome assembly. NCBI's taxonomy places the organism in Eukaryota, Dinophyceae, Suessiales, Symbiodiniaceae.